Molecule: messenger RNA, 944 nt
Organism: Gymnodraco acuticeps
Lineage: Eukaryota; Metazoa; Chordata; Actinopteri; Perciformes; Bathydraconidae
Product: hepatitis A virus cellular receptor 1 homolog
Exons: 6
Coding region: 56-859 (267 amino acids)
Cellular component (GO): plasma membrane
Molecular function (GO): transmembrane signaling receptor activity
Source: RefSeq, a predicted model, not a curated record
CACUGCUUAUUUUCUCUGUCAGCCGGAAAAAAACCGUUUUUAACCUUAAGCAAGAAUGAGGAUUCUUCAUCUUGUAAUUUUUUGCUGCAUCUUGGGUGUGUGUGCUGCUUCAGGAGUGCUGGAGGUGAGCGGCCAUGUUGGAGGAGAAGUCUCCAUCCUCUGUUCUGACACCACCACCAACAGCUCGGAACUCUCCAACAUGUACUUCUGCAAAGGAGACUGCGCCAGAGAAAACAUCCUGAUUCAAACUGAGAAGAAGAGUUUGGCUAUCACGCGACGAGGACGAUACAGCAUGGAGGUCAGCAGAGGGGAUGGAGCCUUCAACGUGACCAUAAAGAGGCUGGAGAGGGCCGACACAGGGACAUAUCAAUGCAGACUGGGGGAAACGUAUAGAGUGUUGCACCAGGAGGUCAAUCUCAAAGUCGAAGAUGCCUCCACUGUUCCAAUCGGACCCCCUCCCUCCACCACCACCCCCUCUCUGCAGACUGAAGCACAAGCUCUGCCCCAAGGCAGCUCUGCAUCCAGCACUGAAGCAUCAAUGCUGCCGACUACAGAGACAAACCAGCCAGCAGCCACCAAACUAAAAGAUGCCACAGUGGUCAUCAUUGUUUCGGUGACCCUGGCUCUUCUGGUUUGUUCCAUUAUACCUCUUAUAUUCUACGGACACUGCCGGAAUAAUGCGGAAGGUCUAAACAAGAGUGAGUCUGAUUACUGCGAGGAAAAUACAGAUGGUGCUUCUCCUCACUCUGCAGUGAGGCUGCAGGCUCUAGAAGCAGGUGCUGAUCCAGAGUCUAGUAUUCCCGACGCCUCGCAGUACGCUGCUGUCUAUCAGGCACUGGAUCCAAAAACUAUGGACUGAGCAGGAUUUAUUCCUUUGAGCUGACAGCUAAACUCAACCUGUUCUCUGUAUGUUACAUUAAAUAAAGGACAAGUGUUUAACUAUA